CGCCGCCGCGGCCCCCGGCGCGGUCGACAUGGCGGCGGUGCUGCAGCAAGUCCUGGAGCGCGCGGAGCUGAGCAAGCUGCCCAAGGCCGUGCAGAGCAAGCUGGAGAAGUUCCUCGCCGACCAGCAGUCGGAGAUCGACGGCCUGAAGGGGCGGCACGAGAAGUUCAAGGUGGAGAGCGAACAACAGUACUUUGAGAUAGAGAAGAGGCUAUCCCACAGUCAGGAGAGACUUGUGAACGAGACCCGAGAGUGCCAAAGCUUAAGGACGGAGCUAGAGAAGCUAAAUAAUCAACUGAAGGUACUAACUGAGAAAAACAAAGAGUUGGAAAGUGCUCAAGACCGCACUACUGCCAUUCAGAACCAACUUACAAGAACAAAGGAAGAAUUAGAAGCUGAGAAAAGAGACUUAAUUAGAACCAAUGAAAGACUGUCUCAAGAACUUGAAUAUUUAUCCGAGGACAUUAAACGUGUAAAUGAAAAACUGAAAGAAAGCAAUACUACAAAGGGUGAGCUUCAGUUAAAAUUGGAUGAGCUUCAAGCUUCAGAUGUUUCUGUUAAGUAUCGAGAAAAACGCUUGGAGCAAGAAAAGGAAUUGCUACAUAAUCAGAAUACGUGGCUAAAUACAGAGUUGAAAACUAAAACUGAUGAACUUCUGGCUCUUGGAAGAGAAAAAGGAAAUGAGAUUCUAGAGCUUAAGUGUAACCUUGAAAAUAAAAAAGAGGAGGUUUCCAGGCUGGAAGAACAGAUGAAUGGCUUAAAAACAUCAAAUGAGCAUCUCCAAAAGCAUGUGGAAGAUCUGUUGACCAAAUCAAAAGAGGCCAAGGAACAACAGGCCAGCAUGGAAGAGAAAUUCCACAAUGAAUUAAAUGCUCACAUAAAACUCUCUAACCUAUACAAGAGUGCUGCUGAUGACUCAGAAGCAAAGAGCAAUGAACUAACCCGUGCGGUAGAUGAACUACACAAACUUUUGAAAGAAGCAGGAGAAGCCAACAAAGCAAUACAAGAUCAUCUUCUAGAGGUGGAGGAGUCUAAAGAUCAAAUGGAAAAAGAAAUGCUUGAGAAAAUAGGGAAAUUGGAGAAGGAAUUGGAAAAUGCAAAUGACCUCCUGUCUGCCACAAAACGUAAAGGAGCUAUACUGUCUGAAGAAGAGCUUGCAGCCAUGUCUCCUACUGCAGCAGCCGUAGCUAAGAUAGUGAAACCUGGCAUGAAAUUAACUGAGCUGUAUAAUGCUUAUGUGGAAGCUCAAGAUCAGUUGCUUUUGGAGAAACUAGAAAACAAAAGAAUUAAUAAGUAUCUAGAUGAAAUAGUGAAAGAAGUUGAAGCUAAAGCACCAAUUUUGAAACGCCAGCGUGAGGAGUAUGAACGCGCACAGAAGGCUGUGGCAAGUUUAUCUGUUAAGCUUGAACAAGCUAUGAAGGAGAUUCAGCGAUUGCAGGAGGACACUGAUAAGGCCAAUAAACGUUCAUCUGUACUUGAAAGAGACAAUCAAAGAAUGGAAAUACAAGUAAAAGAUCUUUCACAGCAGAUUAGAGUGCUUUUGAUGGAACUUGAAGAAGCAAGGGGUAAUCAUGUGAUUCGUGAUGAGGAAGUGAGCUCUGCUGACAUAAGCAGUUCAUCAGAAGUGAUAUCACAGCACCUAGUGUCCUACAGAAACAUUGAAGAGCUCCAGCAGCAAAAUCAGCGGCUCUUAGUGGCUCUUAGGGAACUUGGGGAAACCAGAGAAAGAGAAGAACAAGAAACUACAUCAUCCAAGAUCACUGAGCUUCAGCUCAAACUUGAGAGCUCCCUCACUGAACUGGAGCAGCUCCGUGAAUCACGACAGCAUCAGAUGCAGCUUGUUGAUUCCAUAGUUCGUCAGCGUGACAUGUACCGUAUUUUAUUGUCACAAACAACUGGAGUUGUCAUUCCUUUACAAGCUUCCAGUUUGGAAGAUAUUUCUCUCAUGUCAACUCCAAAACGGUCAAGCACAUCACAGACUGUUUCUACUCCUGCUCCUGUGCCUGUUAUUGAAUCAACAGAGGCUAUAGAAGCCAAGGCUGCUCUCAAACAGUUGCAGGAAAUUUUUGAGAACUACAAAAAAGAAAAAGCAGAUAAUGAGAAAGUACAAAAUGAACAACUUGAGAAACUUCAAGAACAAGUUACAGAUUUGCGAUCACAAAACACCAAAAUUUCUACCCAGCUAGAUUUUGCUUCUAAACGUUAUGAAAUGCUACAAGAUAAUGUUGAAGGAUAUCGUCGAGAAAUAACAUCCCUCCAUGAGAGAAAUCAAAAACUCACUGCAACAACUCAAAAGCAGGAGCAGAUCAUCAAUACGAUGACUCAAGACUUGAGAGGAGCAAAUGAGAAGCUAGCUGUUGCGGAAGUAAGAGCAGAAAAUUUGAAGAAGGAAAAGGAAAUGCUUAAAUUAUCAGAAGUUCGUCUUUCCCAGCAAAGAGAGUCUCUAUUAGCUGAACAAAGAGGGCAAAACCUGCUACUAACUAAUCUGCAGACAAUUCAGGGAAUACUAGAGCGAUCUGAAACAGAAACCAAGCAAAGACUUAGUAACCAGAUUGAAAAACUCGAACAUGAGAUCUCUCAUCUAAAGAAGAAGUUAGAAAAUGAGGUGGAACAAAGGCAUACACUCACUAGGAAUCUAGAUGUUCAACUUUUAGAUACAAAGAGACAGUUGGAUACUGAGAUAAAUCUUCACCUGAACACAAAAGAGCUAUUAAAAAAUGCUCAAAAGGAAAUUGCUACAUUGAAACAGCACCUCAGUAACAUGGAAGUCCAGCUUGCUUCUCAGUCCUCACAGAGAACUGGUAAAGGUCAGUCUAGUGACAAAGAAGAUGUAGAUGAUCUUCUAAGUCAGCUUAGGCAGGCAGAAGAGCAAUUGAAUGACUUGAAGGAGAGACUCAAAACAAGUACAAGUAAUGUGGAACAGUAUCGAGCAAUGGUUACAAGUUUAGAAGAAUCCCUGAACAAGGAAAAGCAAGUGACAGAAGAAGUACGUAAGAACAUUGAAGUUCGUUUAAAAGAAUCAGCUGAGUUUCAGACACAGUUGGAAAAGAAGUUGAUGGAAGUAGAAAAGGAAAAACAAGAACUUCAGGAUGACAAGAGAAAAGCUAUAGAGAGCAUGGAACAACAGUUAUCUGAGUUGAAGAAAACACUUUCUAGUGUGCAGAAUGAAGUACAGGAAGCUCUUCAGAGAGCCAGCACAGCUUUAAGUAAUGAACAGCAAGCCAGACGUGACUGCCAGGAGCAGGCCAAGAUAGCUGUGGAAGCUCAGAAUAAGUAUGAGAGAGAGUUGAUGCUCCAUGCUGCUGAUGUGGAGGCUCUGCAAGCCGCCAAGGAGCAAGUUUCAAAAAUGGCCUCAGCCCGUCAGCAUUUGGAAGAAACAACCCAGAAAGCGGAAUCACAGUUGUUGGAGUGUAAAGCAUCUUGGGAGGAGAGAGAGAGAAUGUUAAAGGAUGAAGUUUCUAAGUGCAUGUCUCGCUGUGAAGAUCUGGAGAAACAAAAUAGAUUACUUCAUGAUCAGAUUGAAAAUUUAAGUGACAAGGUUGUUGCCUCGAUGAAGGAGGGUGCACAAGGUCCAUUGAAUGUCUCUCUCAGUGAAGAAGGAAAAUCACAAGAACAAAUUUUAGAAAUUCUCAGAUUUAUACGAAGAGAAAAAGAAAUUGCUGAAACUAGGUUUGAGGUGGCUCAGGUGGAAAGUCUACGUUAUCGACAAAGGGUUGAACUGUUAGAAAGAGAGCUGCAGGAACUGCAAGACAGUCUAAAUGCUGAGAGGGAGAAAGUCCAGGUGACUGCAAAAACUAUGGCUCAGCAUGAAGAACUGAUGAAGAAAACUGAAACAAUGAACGUAGUCAUGGAGACCAAUAAGAUGCUAAGAGAAGAGAAGGAGAGGCUGGAACAGGACCUGCAGCAGAUGCAAGCAAAGGUGAGGAAACUUGAGCUAGAUAUUUUACCCUUACAAGAAGCGAAUGCUGAGCUCAGUGAGAAGAGUGGUAUGUUGCAGGCAGAGAAGAAGUUGUUGGAAGAAGAUGUCAAACGUUGGAAAGCACGUAACCAGCAUCUAGUAAGUCAACAGAAAGAUCCAGAUACAGAAGAGUAUCGGAAGCUCCUUUCUGAGAAGGAAGUUCAUACUAAGCGUAUUCAACAGUUGACUGAAGAAGUUGGGAGGCUGAAAGCUGAAAUUGCAAGAUCGAAUGCAUCCUUAACUAACAACCAGAAUUUAAUCCAGAGUCUGAAGGAGGAUUUAAAUAAAAUAAGAACGGAAAAGGAAACUAUUCAAAAGGAUUUAGAUGCCAAAAUAAUUGAUAUCCAAGAAAAAGUUAAAACUAUUACUCAAGUUAAGAAAAUUGGACGCAGAUACAAGACUCAGUAUGAAGAACUGAAAGCACAGCAGGAUAAGGUCAUGGAGACUUCAGCUCAGUCUUCUGGAGACCAUCAAGAACAGCAUGUCUCAAUGCAGGAAAUGCAGGAACUCAAGGAAACCCUCAACCAAGCUGAAACAAAGUCAAAAUCACUUGAGAAUCAAGUAGAGAAUCUGCAGAAGACAUUAUCAGAAAAAGAGACAGAGGCAAGAAAUCUUCAGGAGCAGACUGUUCAGCUUCAGUCUGAACUGUCCCGACUCCGUCAGGAUCUUCAGGACAGAACCACACAGGAAGAGCAGCUCCGACAGCAGAUAACUGAAAAGGAGGAAAAAACAAGAAAGGCUAUCGUAGCAGCAAAAUCAAAAAUUGCACACUUAGCUGGUGUGAAAGAUCAGCUAACUAAAGAAAAUGAGGAACUUAAACAAAGGAAUGGAGCCUUAGAUCAGCAGAAAGAUGAAUUGGACGUUCGCAUGACUGCCCUUAAGUCCCAGUAUGAAGGUCGAAUUAGUCGCCUGGAAAGAGAGCUCAGGGAGCAUCAGGAGAGACACCUUGAGCAGCGGGAUGAGCCUCAGGAACCCACUAGUAAGGUCCCAGAACAACAGAGGCAGAUCACAUUGAAAACAACUCCAGCUUCUGGCGAAAGAGGAAUUGCCAGCACAUCAGACCCACCAACAGCCAAUAUUAAGCCAACUCCCGUUGUGUCUACUCCAAGUAAAGUGACAGCUGCAGCUAUGGCUGGAAAUAAGUCAACACCCAGGGCUAGUAUCCGUCCAAUGGUCACACCUGCAACUGUCACAAAUCCUACUACUACCCCAACAGCUACAGUGAUGCCCACCACACAGGUGGAAUCACAAGAAGCUAUGCAGUCAGAGGGGCCUGUUGAACAUGUUCCAGUAUUUGGCAGCACAAGUGGAUCUGUUCGUUCCACAAGCCCUAAUGUCCAGCCUUCCAUCUCUCAGCCCAUUUUAACUGUUCAGCAACAGACACAGGCUACAGCCUUCGUACAACCCACUCAGCAGAGUCAUCCUCAGAUUGAACCUGCAAAUCAGGAGCUGUCUCCCAACAUAGUAGAGGUUGUUCAGAGUUCACCAGUUGAGCGACCUUCUACUUCCACAGCAGUGUUUGGCACUGUUUCGGCCACUCCAAGUUCUUCUUUGCCAAAGCGCACACGUGAAGAAGAGGAGGAUAAUGCUAUAGAAGCAUCAGACCAAGUCUCUGAUGAUACAGUAGAAAUGCCUCUUCCGAAGAAGCUGAAAAGCGUGACACCUGUGGGAACUGAGGAAGAAGCUAUGGCAGAAGAAAGUACUGAUGGGGAGGUAGAACCACAAGUGUAUAACCAGGAUUCUCAAGAUUCCAUUGGAGAAGGAGUCACCCAGGGAGAUUAUACACCCAUGGAAGACAGCGAAGAAACCUCUCAAUCUCUCCAAAUAGAUCUGGGCCCACUUCAGACAGAUCAGCAGACAACUACUUCAUCCCAGGAUGGUCAAGGCAAAGGAGAUGAUGUCAUUGUAAUUGAUAGUGAUGAUGAAGAGGAGGAGGAGGAUGAAAAUGAUGGAGAACAUGAGGACUAUGAAGAAGAUGAGGAAGAUGAUGAUGAUGACGAAGAUGACACAGGGAUGGGAGACGAGGGUGAAGAUAGUAAUGAAGGAACUGGCAGUGCAGACGGUAAUGACGGCUACGAAGCUGAUGAUGCCGAGGGUGGUGAGGGGACUGAUCCGGGUACAGAAACAGAAGAAAGUAUGGGUGGAGGUGAGAGUAAUCAGAGAGCUGCUGAUUCUCAAAACAGCGGUGAUGGAAAUACAGGUCCGGCAGAGUCUUUUUCCCAGGAGAUUUCUAGAGAACAGCAGCCAUCAUCAGCUUCUGAAAGACAAGCCCCUCGAGCACCCCAGUCACCAAGACGCCCUCCACACCCCCUUCCCCCUCGGCUGACCAUUCAUGCUCCACCACAGGAGCUGGGACCACCAGUCCAGAGAAUUCAGAUGACACGGAGGCAGUCUGUAGGGCGUGGGCUUCAGUUGACUCCAGGGAUAGGUGGCAUGCAGCAGCAUUUUUUUGAUGACGAAGACAGAACUGUUCCAAGUACUCCAACUCUUGUGGUGCCACAUCGCACUGAUGGAUUUGCUGAAGCAAUUCAUUCCCCACAGGUUGCUGGUGUUCCUAGAUUCAGGUUUGGGCCACCUGAAGAUAUGCCACAAACAAGUUCUAGUCACUCCGAUCUUGGCCAGCUCGCUUCUCAAGGAGGUUUAGGAAUGUAUGAAACACCCCUCUUCCUGGCUCACGAAGAAGAGUCCGGGGGCCGAAGUGUUCCCACGACUCCUCUGCAAGUAGCAGCCCCAGUGACUGUGUUUACUGAGAGUACCACCUCUGAUGCCUCAGAACAUGCUUCACAGUCUGUCCCGAUGGUGACAACAUCCACUGGUGCUUUAUCCACCACAAAUGAAACUGCUGCAGGUGAUGAUGGAGAUGAAGUAUUUGUGGAGGCAGAAUCUGAAGGUAUUAGCUCAGAAGCCGGCCUGGAAAUUGAUAGCCAGCAAGAAGAAGAACCCGUUCAGGCAUCUGAUGAGUCAGAUCUCCCGUCCACCAGCCAGGACCCUCCUUCCAGUUCUUCCGUAGAUACCAGCAGUAGUCAACCAAAGCCUUUCAGACGAGUCAGACUUCAGACAACGUUGAGACAAGGUGUCCGUGGUCGUCAGUUUAACAGACAGAGAGGUGUGAGCCAUGCAAUGGGAGGAAGAGGAGGAAUAAAUAGAGGAAAUAUUAAUUAAAUGAUCUGUAAACUAUAAGUGUGAAUAAGAUCAUCAAAUCUCUUUUAGUGUAAUGACUGUCAAGUUUAAAAACAUUUUUAUAUUUAAAUUGGUAUGCUUGUCUCAACAUGCUUUAUUAAUAAAAUGUAUUUCAAUGUCAAAAUGUAUCAUUCUUUUCUUCAUUUUCAUUAGUUGACUGUUCCUUUGCCCAUCAGUCUAAGGACAGUUGUACCAGACCUUGGAUAAGGUCUGCCCAGAACGAGUGGUAAUUGCUCUUGCAGUUCUGGUAGGCACAUCAAUGUUGUAGUAUUGAUCUAAAUGAAAGAGAAAUUGUUUUUUAAUUAGAAAAACACUUGAAUUCAAAAUAACUUACUGUAUUCAUUGUUUAUCCUUUUAAUAUCAGAUAUAUUUUUAUUACUGGAUUUCAACUUUCUGAUGAAAACAGUUGCCUUGACAAAGUGAUCUUUCAGUAUCUUUCAGUAAAAGUCAUGUUUGAAUCUUUAUAGUAAGCAUUUAAGAAUAACCAAGUUGGUCUAAAAAAUAAUUUCAGUUGGAUUUUAUCCAUUUUUAAAAAAUACAUUCUGAUGUCAUUUUAUGUUAUAGACUCAUAAGCAAAAUAACAGAUUUCUAAGCUUUCCAGAGAAAUAUCCUGAAUAAUAAAUUGAAUUAAAAUUUCUAAGAGCAUCUUUUGUCUUAAGAACUCUGUAAUGCAGCAAGUCAGUGUAACUGUGGCAAACAAGGCAGCUGUUGGAUGCCAUGGCUGAGACAAGUAAAGGACCACCUUCAGCAGUUUGGCUCGAGUAAUCGGAUGCUUUAUUAUAAUCCCAUGAAGAUCAGAGCAGAAUGGGCUACAGUAUCUUCUGGCUGAAUUGAAAUGAAAGCAGAAAUCUAAACUGGCUUCACAGCAACUAUUGUAACUCCCCACUCAGUCACCACUGCACAUUUCAUGUUUGCACUUUCCUUAACAUUCAUGUUUUCAGAAGUGAGAUUCCCUCGGGAUGCUGUUAAAAUGUUAACUUGAUAACUUACCUUUAGAAAAAGCAUAGUAAUCGUAGCCAUCAGGUUUUCUGAUGUUGGGCAGUGAUAUAGCUGAGGUGACCACACUCGGAAGCCCUCUCCACAUUGUACUCACUUUAACUUCAUUAUGGAGGAAACCUGCAAAUGACAUUUUUAAUAAAAGGCAGAUUGAAGAGUAUCCUGUCAUUCGUCUUAGAAAGAGCCGGGUAAACCUGCGUAUUGAUCUCACUGUGUUCGCUUAUCACUGUAACAGUGAGUUGAUUUCUGUGCUACAGUUUUUGCCCUCUGAUGUAGCACGAAUCCCUGAGUAUUGAAAUAUUGAGAAAUAAUUUUGAAAGUGACAGAUUUGUAUUCAAUGCUGUUGGUAAGAGGUACUUGAUAAGUAGUAUUUUUUAUAGUGAACAAACUUAACAAAACUGCUUUUACCCACCAAAAAAAAAAAGAUUGAUCUUUGUUUACUCACGCAAAUUGAUGUGUUUUGCAUUAGAAAGCUUAAAAAUAUUACAGCAAUUUGAUGAAUAGUCAUGUGUAAGAAUUUAUAGAUCAGUUAAAUGUUACCUUUGUCUUGGUAAGCAACUCUGACUGGUGAGUAGUGGAUUCUGAUGGUAUGUGUUUGUGGUCCCAGGGCCCGCUCGAAGCGCCGCCUCCUAAUCUGUGCCGUUUCUCCAUACACGGAAUAAUUUAUAGGCGUCCGUCUAGUACACUUUCUGACAGGUUCCUGCUUGUAAGUGUACUGCUGAAUGCUGCCACCUAUUACAUAUUAGGAAAUAGAAUGCAAAAAUGAAUUUUGAUCCUCUAAGAAAAGAUAGUUUUACAAUGUGAAGUAAAUAGUAUUUUUUCUAAUUUUGCAUAAAAAUAUUUCCAGAUAUUAAUGGGUAUGGGGCAGGGGUGUUAUUCAGUACUAAGCCCUGAAAUACAGAUUGAGUUUCAGCAAGUUGCAAAAUCAUGUAUUUAACUUUAUUGAAAGUAAAUGAUGAUAUUCUUUGUAUUAGUGACCUAAAAACUCAGAAGAAUUGAUAUGCAUGUCAAGAAAUUUAAAUACUUAUGCCCUUCAUUUUUAUUUUCAUUGGAAAUAUUUGAUUCCAGCUCUUAAAGAUACCCUUUGAUAGUAAACCCAAGUAAUAAAACAUUGAAUAAAAAUCAA
Lepus europaeus (European hare) is the source of this 9257-nucleotide messenger RNA. RefSeq names its product translocated promoter region, nuclear basket protein (gene TPR). Gene Ontology annotation, molecular function: structural constituent of nuclear pore. The transcript has 51 exons. Gene Ontology annotation, biological process: protein import into nucleus; mRNA export from nucleus. The record is from RefSeq and is a predicted model, not a curated record. NCBI's taxonomy places the organism in Eukaryota, Metazoa, Chordata, Mammalia, Lagomorpha, Leporidae. Gene Ontology annotation, cellular component: nuclear pore. Bases 29 to 7117 code for a protein of 2362 amino acids.